AUGUCACGAAACAUCUGCAUCACCGCCGUCGACGGCAACACCGGCUUUCUCAUCGCCGAACUAAUCCUCAAACACCGCGACUUCUCACGCAAAGUCUCCUCCGUCACUGGCCUAACCCUGCACCCCGAAUCCCCCAAAGCCAAAGAACUCCAAGACCUCGGCGCCAAAAUCGUCGCCCACAAGCCCGGCCGUCUCCGAGUAAUGGCCAAGACUCUCCAAGACACCGGAUGCGACACCAUCUGUCUCGUUCCGCCUGCUCACGAGCAUAAGCUUGAGAUUAGCGAAGAGCUCGUCCAUGCUGCGAAGAGGGCGGAUGUUCCGAAUGUGCUGCUUAUUAGUUCGGCGGGGUGUGAUUAUGCGGAGAGGGGGAAGCAGCCGAGACUGAGGGAGUUUAUUGAUUUGGAGACGCUUGUUAUGGAGGCUAAGGGAGAUCCGGAUGUUUCUACGGGGACGUCGCCUUGUAUUAUUCGGGCUGGAUUCUAUGCUGAGAACCUUUUGCUGUAUGCGCAGCAGGCUAAGUCGGAGGGCGUUCUUCCACUUCCAAUUGGCGAAUUCCAUAAGUUUGCGCCUGUUGCACUUGGUGACGUUGCUCAAGUCGCUGCUCAUGUUCUGACUGGCAAGGGCAAGCAUGGAUUUGACGACCGCCACCGCGGACAAAUGAUGGUCGUAACUGGCCCCAUGCUUUGCGCAGGCAAAGAGCUCGCAGCCGCGGCCAGCAAAGCUCUGAGUGCCGAACUUCAGUUCGAGAACAUCUCCCAUGCUGAAGCAAAGAGAGUUCUCAAGUCCCAGUCUGAUAUCGACCCAUCCGAACAGCAAUAUCUCCUCGAGUACUACAGCCUUGUGAAGGAGGGCAAAACCAACUACAUCUCCACCACUGCUUUCCACGAUGUUACUGGCGAGCAUCCGACUGAGCCGGAGAAUUUCUUCAAGAUCUAUGAGGGUGAGAUGAGACCUAAGAAGAAGGCUAAGCAUGAGCAUAAAUAA
Molecule: messenger RNA, 984 nt
Organism: Fusarium musae
Lineage: Eukaryota; Fungi; Ascomycota; Sordariomycetes; Hypocreales; Nectriaceae
Exons: 5
Coding region: 1-984 (327 amino acids)
Source: RefSeq, a predicted model, not a curated record